Molecule: messenger RNA, 2729 nt
Organism: Octopus sinensis (East Asian common octopus)
Lineage: Eukaryota; Metazoa; Mollusca; Cephalopoda; Octopoda; Octopodidae
Product: zinc finger protein 493-like
Exons: 2
Coding region: 362-2707 (781 amino acids)
Biological process (GO): regulation of transcription by RNA polymerase II
Molecular function (GO): RNA polymerase II cis-regulatory region sequence-specific DNA binding; DNA-binding transcription factor activity
Source: RefSeq, a predicted model, not a curated record
UCGCCAUUUUCGCUCAUUUCCCAAAUACGGUUACCAUUAAUGUCUAUCGAGACACAGGAAGCUUCUUUCCGCCUCCAUAGAUUCGCAUCAAAGUACCAAGCGUCAUUGUUUGGAAUUACGGUGGAAUAACUUUCUCUGGCUGAGUUUAUUAACAAAAUUGCCCUUGUUCUCUUUCUGGAACAAUAUACAGCGCGACUGGAGUCUGCAACGUAUUCACGUAUUGACUAAAAUCACAGCUGAUGAAAUAUAGCAAAUGAAAUGUUUGUUAUGAAUUGUUAUGAAUUGUUAUGAAUAGAACACAUAACCAGAAAUAAGAAAGAUAUCACUGAAUCGUAUUGAGAGAGAGCGAGAGAGAGAGAACAUGGAUAAUGAAUUGUGUGGGGAGAAAGUUAAAUGUGAGCAAGAAUCAGACAGGGGGGAUUUUCCAGAUGAGACACCGAAAAAUACAGAAGAGCCAUCGUUUCCCUGUGAGGUUUGUAACAAGACAUUUAAUCAGAAACGUAAACUUACUAUACAUAAGCGAUCCCAUGCAGGAGAGAGACCAUAUCACUGUGAUAUCUGUGGCAGAACGUUCUCUAAAGCUGGCCACUUGAGCAGACACAAAUAUAGUCAUACAGGAGAGAAACCAUAUCACUGUGAUAUUUGUGGUAAAUCAUUUUUUGAAAGAAGUUCUUUAAAUAAUCAUGCGUGUGUCAAUGCAGAAAAGAGAUCAUAUCAGUGUGAUAUCUGCGGUAAAUCAUUCUCUACGGCAAGUCAUUUAACUACACACAAGCGGACUCACACAGGGGAGAGGCCCUACCCAUGUGAUAUCUGUGGCAAAGCGUUCUCUAAAACUAGCCACUUGAGCAGACACAAAUAUAUUCAUACAGGAGAGAAGCCGUAUGAGUGUGAUAUCUGUGGUAAAUUAUUUACGGUGAUAAGUAAUUUGAGUAGGCAUAAACGUAUUCAUACGGGAGAGAAACCACAUCACUGUGAUAUCUGUGGAAAGUCUUUCUCUGAAGGAAGCAACUUAACCAGACAUAUACGUAUUCAUACGGGAGAGAAGCCAUAUCACUGCGAUAUCUGUGGUAAAUCAUUCACCACAGAUGGUGACUUAACUCGACACAAACGUAUUCAUACAGGGGAGAAACCAUAUCACUGUGAUAUCUGUGGUAAAUCUUACUCUCAGAAUUAUGACUUAACUGUACACAGACGUAUUCAUACAGGGGAGAAGCCAUAUCACUGUAAUACUUGUGGUAAGGCCUUUACUCAGAAUCAUGAUUUAACUAUACACGAACAUAUUCAUACAGGUGAGAAACCAUAUCACUGUGAUAUCUGUGGUAAGGUGUUCACCGUAGUAAGCAACUUAACCAGACACAAACGCAUUCAUACAGGCGAGAAACCAUAUCAUUGUGAUAUCUGUGGUAAAUCGUUCUCUCAGAAUUAUCAGUUAACUAGCCAUAUAUACGUUCAUACAGGAGAGAAACCAUAUCAUUGUGAUAUCUGUGGUAAAUCAUACCCUGAAGGAAGCACCUUAAAUAAGCACAGACGUAUUCAUACAGGUGAGAAACCAUAUCAUUGUGCUAUCUGUGGUAAAUCAUUCUCACAAUUAAGUUACUUAACUCGACACAAAUACAGUCACACAGGAGAGAAGCCAUAUCGCUGUGAUAUCUGUGGUAAAUCUAUGUCCUCACUAACCAACCUAACUAACCACAGGCACAUUCAUACAGGAGAAAAACCAUAUCAGUGUGAUAUCUGUGGUAAAUCUUUUUCCGAUGGGAGUCACUUGGCUGGGCACAAACGCAUUCAUACAGGAGAGAAACCGUAUCCAUGUGAUAUCUGUGGUAAAUCAUUCUCUGAAAGAAGUAACCUGACUAAACACAAACGUGUUCAUACAGGAGAGAAACCACAUCAGUGUGAUAUCUGUGGUAGAUCUUUCUCUCAGAAAAUUCACUUAACUACUCACAAAUACAUGCAUACAGGUGAGAAGCCAUAUCCAUGUGAUAUCUGUGGCAGAUCUUUCUCAUCUGGAAGUCACUUAACUAAGCAUUAUCGUAUUCACACAGGAGAAAAACCAUAUCAGUGUGACAUCUGCGGUAAAGCUUUCUCCAGACGCAGUACCUUGAUUUCGCAUAAAUACAUCCAUACAGGUGAAAAGCCAAAUCACAGUGAUAAAUCGUCGUCUGUGAGAAAUGCCUUAACUGAGUAUAAACAAAUCCAUACAAGAGAGAAACCGUAUCCGUGUGAUAUCUGUGGUAAAUCAUUCUCCGCAAGAAGCCAUUUGACUAUACACAAACGUGUUCACACAGGAGAGAAGCCAUAUCACUGUGAUAUCUGUGGUAAAUCGUUUUCUGUAAGCAACCAUUUAACGAAACACAAGCGUAUCCAUACGGGCGAGAAACCCUAUCAUUGCGAUAUCUGUGGUAAAUCAUUCUGUGAAGGAAGUAGCUUAACGAAGCACAAGCGUGUUCACACAGGUGAGAAACCAUAUCACUGUGAUAUCUGUGGUAAAUCUUUCUCACAGUUAUGGCAUCUGACUACACACAGACAUGUUCACACGGGGGAGAAACCAUAUCACUGUGAUAUCUGUGGUAAAGCAUUCUCACGCUUGUGGAACUUAACGACUCACAAACGUAUUCAUAGACGAGAGAUAGCAUAUCCUUCUGAUGUCCUGGAGGAAUCAUUCUCCAUAAACCAACUUGAUGAACAGAACAAUCACACUGGAUAAAAAAAAAAACAGAACUCAGAAC